CGGUGGAGGCUGCAGCUGGGUUCCGGGCGGCUCCGGGGCCUCAGCAGGGGUGCCGGCCCUUCUUCCCUGGUACACUGCCCUUAGGUGACGGGUCUCCUCUCAGGCUCUGCUUUUCUUUGUGGUCUUCUGCUGCCACCAGCCGGCUCCCACACCUGCUGUCCUGUUCUUCUCUGCUUCAGAGCUUCUGCUUACUGGCACCUCUGCCUGGGUGAAGCCUGCCUGUGGCCUGCGUUUCCACGCAGACCUCGUAGAGAACUGCCUUGUUACCAUCAGUGCUCUUUGCCAGCUAUCUAAGUAAACUAGCCUUAUAGCCUCCAAUUCAGGUGUUUGGGAGGGAGGCUAGCCAGCUCCUCCCUCUCCAAACAGACCGUCACCAGCCACUGAGCAGGAAUUUGGCCCUGGUCUUUGGACCGGCUCUUCCUAGCGCAGGUGAAGAAGUGUUCAUCGUCAAGUUUCUGUGUGUGCCAGACACUCCUGUAGCCCUUGGGGACAGAGCAGCAAACAGGACAGAUGGCUCAUCUCCCCUCACGGAGUGUGUAUUCUAGUAGGGGAAUCAGUAAGCAAAGCAGAUUUGUAUUGUUUGUGCAGCGAAGGACACAGCAACAGAGAAGAUGGCACGUGACAGCGUGGGAGUGGGCAGACGCUUUAUCUCGUCCCAGAAGUCCUUUGAGGAGCGGGAAACUGGUGUCUCCAAAGUGGAAGAAUUUCAAGGGCCUGAAGCUGCAGUGGAGGGACAAGAUCCGGCUCAAUAACGCCAUCUGGCGGGCGUGGUACAUCCAGUAUCUGGAGAAGCGCAGCAACCCCGUCUGCCACUUCGUCACCCCGCUGGACGGCUCCGUGGACGUGGACGAGCACCGCCGGCCAGAGGCCAUCACCACGGAGGGGAAGUACUGGAAGAGCCGCAUUGAGAUUGUGAUCCGGGAGUAUCACAAGUGGAGGACCUACUUCAAGAAAAGGUUACAGCAGCACAAGGAUGAGGACCUCUCCAGCCUGGCCCAGGAUGACGACAUGCUUUACUGGAGCAAACAUGGGGAUGGAUGGAAGACCCCCGUCCCAAUGGAGGAGGACCCACUGCUGGACACGGAGAUGCUCAUGUCGGAGUUCAGUGACACGCUGUUCUCCACCCUCUCCUCACACCCGCCGGUGGCCUGGCCCAACCCCCGGGAGAUAGCCCAUCUGGGGAACGCAGACAUGAUUCAGCCGGGGCUGAUCCCUCUGCAGCCCAACCUGGACUUCAUGGACACCUUCGAGCCUUUCCAGGACCUCUUCUCCUCUAGCCGCUCCAUUUUCGGCUGGAUGCAGCCAGCACCUGCCUCAGCACCUGCCCCAAAUCCCAGCAGCCCACCUGCUCAGGAGAACAUCCUGCCCGCCGCUACCCUCCCCGCCGUGAGCCUGCCCGACAGCCUCAUCGCGUCCCCCGCAGCCGCUGCCCUGGACCCCGCAGACAGGCCGGGCUGUGAAGGCGCCUCCCGGCCUCGGGACCCCUUCACGCAGCCCAUAGACUUCGGGACCCCCACACCCCCACCCGCAGUCCCGCCGUCUUUCCACCCCGUGUUCAACGUGCCCACGCUCUCGCCCACCCCUGCCCCGCCGCCUGCAGCCCCUGCAGUGCCGCUGGCCCCUCCUCCUGCCUCAGCUCUGAACUCCCCAGCCCCACCCACCUUCCUGCAGCCACAGAAGUUCUCUGGAGCCAGCAAGUCCCCCGCUGUCGCCACCCACACGGCCUCCGCCACCCUUCCGCAGGGCACCUCUGCCCCCACCUUCAGCCCCAGCCAGGGCCUGGUCAUCACCACGCACCACCCCACCCCCGCAGCGCCCGCCCAUGGCCUGGCACUGUCCCCACUCACCCAGCCACCAGCUGUGGGGCCUCCCCAACCCUGUUUAACUUUUGUGCAUCCCAAGCCUGUGUCCUUGACUGGAGGGAGGUCCAAGCAGCCCCCCAAAAUAGUGCCUGCUCCCAAACCAGAGCCUGUGUCCCUGGUACUGAAGAACGCUUGCAUCACCCAAGCUGCCUUUUCGGGACAGCCACCCACGGUGAUCAUGACAGGCCCUCUGAAGAGAGAAGGGGCGCUGGCCUCCUCCGCGUCCCAGUCCAGCGUGCUCAUCACGCCUGCGCCCAUCGCCCGGGCUCCCGGAGUCACCGAGUUCCACGGCAGCAUCUUGGUGACAGACCUGGGCCAUGCCACUGGCAGCCCACCCGCCCCCGUCUCCCGGCUCUUUUCUCAAGGUCCAGUGCAGGACACCCUGGGGAAGGGCGAGCAGGCCCCACUGCACGGUGGCGGCCCCCAGGUCUCGGUCCCUGCCGCAGUUCCCAGUUGUGACGGCGCGAGCUCAGGGCAGGCCUCGCCGUGCACGUCAGAGCACAGCCCCAGCCCCCAGUCCCCCCAGAACAACUGCUCAGGGAAAGGCUCUGCAGACCCCAAGAACGUGGAUGUGCUGAAGAACCGGCAGAUGAAGCACAUUUCAGCCGAGCAGAAGAGGCGCUUCAACAUCAAGAUGGGCUUCAACACCCUCAACAGCUUGAUCGCCAACAACUCCAAGCUGACCAGCCGCGCCAUCACGCUGCAGAAGACGGUGGAGUACAUCACCAAGCUGCAGCAGGAGCGCGGCCAGAUGCAGGAGGAGGCUCGGCGGCUGCGGGAUGAGGUCGAGGCGCUCAACGCCACCAUCAUCUCCUGCCAGCAGCUGCUGCCUGCCACAGGAGUCCCUGUCACCCGGCGCCAGUGUGACCACAUGACAGACAUGUUUGACGAGUAUGUGAAGAGCCGGACCCUGCAGAAUUGGAAGUUCUGGAUUUUCAGCAUCAUCAUCAAGCCACUGUUUGAGUCCUUCAAGGGGGCGGUGUCCACCAGCAGCCUGGAGGAGCUGCACCGCACAGCACUGUCCUGGCUGGACCGCCAUUGCUCCCUGCCCAUCCUUAGGCCGACCGUGCUGAGCACCCUGCGCCACCUGAGCACCACCACCUCCAUUCUGACGGACCCGUCCCAGCUGCCCGAGCAGGCGGCGCAGGCUGUCACCAGGAUCGGCCAGAGGCCCGGGGAGUCUUAGCAGCGCUUGGACGGCGUGUGUGCACAGGACACCGCGGGCACCCACCCUGCCUGUGGAGUGGAGGCUGCGCCUGCGCCUCUCCAGUUGCAGAGCCUCGGGGCUGCCUUCCGAUGCCGCCGGCCCAGCGGGCCGAGGGCACCACGCUCAGGCCUGAAGCAGGUUUGGGUCCUGCAGGUGGCAGUAGCCCGUCGUCGGAGCCCCUUGCUGUAAUCUGGCCCUCGGCGACCUCAGUCACAGCCUCCCCUGCCCGUGGGCAGCCCAGACAGAGGAGGCCUCCGCAGUUCCAGCGCUGCCCGCUGGUCUGCCAGGCCACACCUGCUUCUGCAGUCAGAGAACUCGGGUCCUUUCCCAGUGCCCGUCUGUCCCGUCCUGGGCCCGGGCCGGCUCUGAAUGACGCUGCACGGGCCCGGUGCGCCCCAGACAGUUGGGAGGUCUCUCUCUUCCUCCCCCCAUCCCUGACCUUGUGACAGACUUG
Molecule: messenger RNA, 3523 nt
Organism: Artibeus jamaicensis (Jamaican fruit-eating bat)
Lineage: Eukaryota; Metazoa; Chordata; Mammalia; Chiroptera; Phyllostomidae
Gene: MLXIP
Product: MLX interacting protein
Exons: 17
Coding region: 511-3048 (845 amino acids)
Biological process (GO): regulation of transcription by RNA polymerase II
Cellular component (GO): nucleus
Molecular function (GO): protein dimerization activity; DNA-binding transcription factor activity, RNA polymerase II-specific; RNA polymerase II cis-regulatory region sequence-specific DNA binding
Source: RefSeq, a predicted model, not a curated record